AUGACGGAUUGUGUCCCCUCCCCUCCUCUGCCACCCCCCACCCCGGCCGCAGUCUAUCUGGUGCAAGGCCUGCUGGGCCUGUCCCGCCUCGCCGUCUUCACUUUCCUAAAGGACAACUUGGGGCUGGCCCCCGCCACUGUGGCACUCGUCACCUCCUCGGGCUAUGCGCCCUGGAUGAUCAAGCCCGUGUACGGCUUCCUGUCCGACGCGGUACCCCUGUUUGGGUACCGCCGCCGCUCCUACCUGGCCAUCUGCGGCCUGCUGGGCGCCGCUGCCUGGACCGGCAUGGGCCUGUGCGCCGACAGCGCCCACGCGGUGGUGCUCCUGCUGGUGCUGGGCUCCGCCUCCACAGCCUGCGCAGACGUGGUGGCGGACUCGGUGGUGGUGCAGCUCGUGCGGCGGCCCGGAAGCACCAUGAGCACGGCAGGCUCGCUGCAGAGCCUGUGCUGGGCCUCGGCCUCAGCCGGUGGCAUCGCCAGCGCCUACUUCAGGCGAGCUUGGCUGCCCCGCUGCGGGGCAGUCGGCUCUCUGGUGGGCGACUACGGCCCCCGCAUAGUCUUCCUGCUGACCGCCGCCUUCCCGCUGCUGGUCACGGGAGCCGCGCUGGCCAUACCAGAGGAGCGGGUCAGGGCGCCGGGCGUGAUGGCGGGCGCCGGCGCCGGCGCGGGCUCCUCGGCGCCGGGCUCCCGCAGCCCCAGCCCCCAGGCGGCACUGCUGUGGGGCAUCGGCAGGCAGCCCAGCAUCUUCCUCCCCGCCAUCUUUGUGUUUGUCUGGCAGGCCACCCCCACCGCCGACACAGCCAUGCUCUUCUUUGAGACAAACAAGCUGGGCUUCACUCCAGACGUGCUGGGAGAGAUCAGGCUGGUGGGUGCGCUGGCGUCCCUGGCGGGCGUGGGCGUGUACAACUUCCUGCUCAAGAAGACGCCGCUGCGCAAGAUCCUGCUGUGGACGUCGUUGGCGGGCGUGGCGCUGGGCCUGACGCAGCUCAUGCUGGUCACAGGCUUCAACCGCACGCUGGGCCUCAGCGACGAGCUGUUUGCGCUGGCCGACACUGCGCUGCUGACGGUGCUGGGACAGGUGGCCUUCAUGCCGCUGCUGGUGCUGGCCGCACGCAUCUGCCCCGAGGGCGUGGAGGCCACCCUGUUUGCCACCCUCAUGUCUAUCCUCAACUCGGGCAUGUUUGUGGGCAACGCGCUGGGCUCCGGGCUGACCGCGUGGCUGGGCGUGACGGGCGACAACUUCGACCGCCUGGCGCUGCUGGUCACGCUGUGCACGCUGAGCAGCCUGCUGCCGCUGCCCCUGCUGCGCCUGCUGCCGGAGGAGGUGGACAGGGAGCGGCCGGAGGGCGGCGAGGGCGGGCCGGAGGAGCGCAAGGAGUCGUGA
Molecule: messenger RNA, 1383 nt
Organism: Chlorella variabilis
Lineage: Eukaryota; Viridiplantae; Chlorophyta; Trebouxiophyceae; Chlorellales; Chlorellaceae
Exons: 9
Coding region: 1-1383 (460 amino acids)
Cellular component (GO): membrane
Source: RefSeq, a predicted model, not a curated record